UGCGCCCCAAUAUUGCGCAAAUGGCGGUUACGCCGUAGACGUGGAUCCGUUUUCUGCACGUUUUAUUUUUUUCUUUUGAUUUCCUCCUUUCUCACACCGCCAACAAAACUUUACUCUUUUUAUUUACCAUUCCUCUACCACCACAGAAACUGUAAAAUGCGCUCGCUCGUGGAAACGGCGCUCCUCAAUUUUCCCCGCAUGUCCGAAGGGGUGUAACUCACUCGUGUAUCCUUAUGCCAUCGAGGAUAGUAGCAUGACCGAGAAGUGCAUUCGCGAAGAAGGAUGCCGAGCCCAUCAGGAAACGAAGAUCCUUCUGAAGUACCACCGACCGAAAACCGAAAUGGGGAUUUGACGAAGGGCGAUCCAAUAAGGACGAGCACGAUAGAAGAGCUUAAAUCAAAGUUGGGAGCUAAAGAAACAGACGAAACGGAAGCUAUGAUCCCGGAAACGCAGCGAUCGCACGGGCAGCAGCAGCCUCACCUCAACGAGGAUGGCCUCAUCGUACCCAAGAAACUCAUCAAUCCGGUGCUGGACAGCAAGGAAAUGCAGAAACUGCAGAAGGAGCUGCUCUUCAAUCAAAAGCUAGGCAAGAAAUUGAAUCAGAAGUCAGAGCUGGUGAUGGCCAUGGAAAAAGUCAAAGACAACAAAGCGAAGAAGGAGCUGGAGAAGAUCAACGCGGCCAAGAAACCUGAAUUAGAAAAAGUCAUCGCGGACAGAGCGAGGCGAAUGGAGAACAAUUCACCAAUCCAGAACGAAGAUGACAGAAGCUUGAACAAAGAUCUUCUCCAGGUGAAGGCGAAGUUAAAAGCCACAACGGACUGCAAGUGAAGAAGGACGAGAGGAAAAACAUUUUUUUCCCCUGAAGAAAGAAAGAAAAA
This is a messenger RNA of Nicrophorus vespilloides, 878 nucleotides long. RefSeq names its product protein FAM107B. The transcript has 5 exons. Bases 283 to 828 code for a protein of 181 amino acids. Lineage: Eukaryota; Metazoa; Arthropoda; Insecta; Coleoptera; Silphidae. The record is from RefSeq and is a predicted model, not a curated record.